Messenger RNA from Centruroides sculpturatus (bark scorpion), 1652 nucleotides. RefSeq names its product protein Shroom2-like. Lineage: Eukaryota; Metazoa; Arthropoda; Arachnida; Scorpiones; Buthidae. The transcript is spliced from 3 exons. Gene Ontology annotation, cellular component: apical plasma membrane; cortical actin cytoskeleton; adherens junction. Bases 1 to 720 code for a protein of 239 amino acids. Gene Ontology annotation, biological process: actin filament organization. Gene Ontology annotation, molecular function: actin filament binding. The record is from RefSeq and is a predicted model, not a curated record.
AUGGGAGGAGGAUUGAACUCGGAGGUGCGUCAUAGAAUUCAAUGUGGAUGGAUGAACUGGAGGAAGCUGAGCAGUGUGCUAUGCGACAAGGAAGUUAGCUGCAGUCUGAAAGGAAAAUUGUAUAAAUCAGUUGUUAGACCUGCAAUGUUAUAUGGAGCUGAGACAUGGGAAGAACUAAUUGCUAGCAUUCGAAGGAAAUUAAACACUUUGCAUAUUGAACAAGUAGCCAUAAGGGAAGAAAUAUCACAAAAUGAUAUUUUAGGCCAAGAUAUUACUGCAAGAGUUGAAGAAUUGGCUAAACAAAAUGAAAUAGAAAAAUACAGGCUUCAUGUAGAAGAACUAGACAAAAUUAUCAACUUAUUGCUUUCUCUGUCAGGACGAUUAGCACGAGCUCAGAAUGCUUUAACAAAUCUUUCAGACGAUGUCAGCCAUGAAGAAAAAAAAAUUUUAGAAGCAAAACGUGAUAAAUUAAGGGAACAACAUGAAGAUGCAUGUAGAUUGAAAGAGAGCAUUGAUCGCAGAAGUCAGCAAGUCUCUACUUUCCUUCAUCAAUAUCUCACAGAAGAAGAGUAUGCAGACUAUGAUCACUUCAUCAAAAUGAAGUCUAAACUAUUGAUGGAUGCUAGAGAAAUUGAAGAUAAAAUUAAAUUGGGUGAAGAACAACUAUCAACUCUCUGUAACAGAUUGGAUUGGUUAACAUGGAAACGUAAUGCAUCUUGAAUGUCUAUCAAUGUUCUGUUAUUAUGUAAUGUUACUUAAUCAUGUCUGCUGGUUUCAGACAUAAAAGGUAGCAACAGAAAUUAUAAGAAUCUACUUUCCAUUUAUUAACUUACCAUGUUAUAUCAUCUGUGCCAAAGUUAAUCUGCAGAAUAUAGAUUCUGCAACUCAUAUAUGCCUAAAUUGCCAAGUGUUAAGUGAGAUAAAAUUUUGUGAAUAUCUUACUUUAUCUUUAUUUGUAAAGCAAAAUUCAUCUUCAUUGAAUGAUGAAAAUCAUUCCUUGUAUAAUGUAUUUAUCUGAUGACUUGGAUAUGAAAGACUCGGUCUUUCAUUGUUAUUUUCUUUUCAUUUUUUAUAUAUACAUAUUCAUAUAAGUAUACAUUGUAUUUCUUUUAAUUUAGCAUACUACUAUCUAUAUACAUUUCAGCAAAAGAUAAUAUUUAGAAGUCAUAUUUUUGGUGCUCACAAUUUUUUUCAUUUGAAACAAUUUGACUUUUGAAUUGUUUCAUUUUCUAAACAUUUAGUGUCACACUGUAAUUAUAAAAUGAUACUGUGAAUAUCACAGCUUCAUAUUUACAAACUGUAAUUUGUGUUGUUCAACUUUUAUAAUCAAUGUUAAAAGUAAACUGGUUAUUGGGAGACAUGUAAGCAUAUUUUAUGCUAGCAUGUCAUUAUUUUUGUAGAAAACUCUGGGUUACUUGAACCCAUGUAUUUCUAAGGUCAACCCAUUUUGUACAUUAUUGUGAUGAUAUUCCCAAUUUAUUUCCCCCUUUCCAUGCUGUCAAUAACAUAGGGCUGUUAUUAUUAUUAUUAUUUUUUUUUAUAUUUUAGAUACUGAAAGUGUACAUAUCUCAUUGACAAGCAUUGGAUUGGUCUGUGAUUUUAUUUUUUUUUGCCACAGUAGUUAAUAAAGUUAUUUGAUAAGUUAUAAGUUA